Messenger RNA from Aspergillus uvarum CBS 121591, 655 nucleotides. RefSeq lists its product as uncharacterized. The record is from RefSeq and is a predicted model, not a curated record. The coding region runs from base 225 to 581 and encodes 118 amino acids. Lineage: Eukaryota; Fungi; Ascomycota; Eurotiomycetes; Eurotiales; Aspergillaceae. The transcript has a single exon.
UCGAAUCGCCGCAAUCAGGCUGUCUGAAUGUUUUCCUGUCUUUCUCUAUCGUUGUUAUCUUUCUUUUUUCUUCCGCUCGGGACUCAUUCGUCUGCAUCUCUCCCUUUUCUUAACAUCACCCCGUUGUCCGCCUGUCAGAUCAUUUUCCCUUCUCCUUUGUGUUCAACUCUUGAUCCGUUUCUACUCACUCCGUGAUCCUCAAAAUUGCAUCUUCUUUUGCUCGUAUGUAUGUAUUAUUGUCGCUCUACAGCAAAAGUGGGAGAAUGGCGAGAGAACAGCGAGAGAAUAUUUGUGCUAGGGGGGUGGGGGGGCUAUACCGUGCUGUUUCGCAGUUCUGCCCCCAAAUUUGGAUCGGGUUUUGCCCGGAAGGCAGCAACUAUAUACUGGUUCCCCGACCGGGUUUGUUUUUGCAAUGCAAGCUGGAUAUAUGCACAUUGCUACUGUCCUGUCCCAUGCCCAUCCUCUCGGUCUUCUGUCUCCCUAUUUUUCUUGCCCUUUUUUGUCUGUUUUAUCUCCAUCCAGGUCCUGUAUAUAUAGCAUCCCACGGAGUUGAGUAUUUAAAAUUCAGUCCCAUCUUGUGAACUCAUGUGAUUAUGUACAAAUAUUUAUAUAUGUAGAAAGGAGAGGAGAAAAGGAGGUAUAAACAUGUCGUUAG